Molecule: messenger RNA, 2579 nt
Organism: Toxotes jaculatrix (banded archerfish)
Lineage: Eukaryota; Metazoa; Chordata; Actinopteri; Toxotidae
Exons: 15
Coding region: 220-2235 (671 amino acids)
Biological process (GO): plasma membrane organization; positive regulation of actin filament polymerization; actin filament bundle assembly
Cellular component (GO): cytosol; nucleoplasm
Molecular function (GO): cytoskeletal adaptor activity; protein binding
Source: RefSeq, a predicted model, not a curated record
CCCCCACUAACUAACGGAGAGGGGAAAGUAGUCUAAUAGGAAGAAAAGAGGGGGGUGUUGUACUGUUCAUUAAACUCUGAAAGACGCGCAGGAAGCCUUUAUCGUUUCCAACAAUGAGAUCAGAAAAGGGGAUUUGUGUUUACUCUAAAGCCUAGGACCCUGAACAACAGGAGACAAUACAACCGUACGUAGUAGCAGUACAUACGUAAGAGAAGAAAAAUGUCUCGAACGGAAGAGGUCAACAAGAUGACAGAAAAUGUCUACAAGGGGAUUUUGGACCAGUUCAACCCCAGUCUGAAGAACUUUGUGACCAUGGGAAAACACUAUGAGAAAGCCCUGACAGGAGUAACCGUGGCUGCCAAGGGGUACUUUGAUGCCCUGGUGAAACUUGGAGAACUGGCGAGCGACAGCCAAGGCUCCAAAGAGCUGGGGGACACGCUGUUUCAGAUGGCUGAGGUUCACAGACAGAUUCAGGUGCAGCUGGAAGACGUGUUGAAACUGUUUCACUCUGAGCUGCUUGCACAGUUGGAGCAGAAGUUGGAGCUGGACAUCAAGUACCUCACAGCCACGUUAAAGAAGUACCAGAGUGAGAGGAGAUCUAAAUCCGAGUCUAUCGAGCGCUGCCAGUCCCAGCUCAAGAAACUCCGCAGGAAGAGCCAGGGCAGUCGCCACCCCAAUAAAUAUGGAGACAGAGAGAUGCAGUUUGUGGAGUUGAUGAGUCGUCGCCAAGGUGAGCUGGACACGCUGGUCGCCACGGGUUACAGGUCAGCGCUCACUGAGGAGAGGAGACGAUACUGCUUCCUGGUGGACAGACAGUGUUGUGUCACUAAGCUGCUCAUUAACUACCACUCCAAGGUCAGGGAGCUUCUGUCACAGAAACUGUCAUCUUGGCAGCAGUCGUGUUCUCAGCCGACAAAACUCCCAGAGCGGGCUCUGAACCUGCUGCGUCACACUGCGCCUCAAAGCUCAGGGGCUGCUGGAAUAGCCGAGGUCCUCCGCCACACCAAGCUCGGCUCUGCCCAGCCAGAACAGAGGCUGUCUGUUCAGGAAGUCCCUCCUCUGUUGAACGGAGAUUCCAGUCGCUCCCAGCAGCAGCGCUCGCUCCCCUCCUCCUCCCAGAGUGACACCUGUCCUCCUCAGGGCUCCCCCCAGACUUUCCACUCUGCGUCAUCCACUGGAGGAGGUUCUGGAGCUGCUGGAGGUUCAUCACGAGGAGCUUCUCCUCAGCACACCAGCACACCCCUCAGUGCAUCAGCCAGUCCCCUCCCUGACAGCACCACCAGUGGCAGCCCCAGUCCUGCUACAUCCACUCCCACCACGUCCAGUGGCUUGGCCCAGCAGAGCUCCCUCCUCCUAGCCACCAACACGUCCAACCUCUCCCCGAGCCUCAUCCCUUCCACGGUGAUGUCACUCAGUCAGAUCUCCCCAGCCAGCAGCUCCUUGCACGGCAUGACCCUCCCCAUUCCACACAGUGCUCCUCACAGUCCUCCGCUCCCUCACAGCGCUCCUCUCUCCAGGGCCAUGACUCCUGUGCAGCUGUUGCACCAACAGGUGGGACCUGGAGGGAGCAACGCUUCAUCCCCAUCACAUAAUCCCUGGCUGUUUAAGGCUGGAGAAAUGUCUGCUACAGCAACACUUCCACUGCCGAGGAGACCUGUCAGUGAAAUGAGGCUGGGCGGCUUUCAGGGCUCUAGUCUCCCCAGGAUGCUGCCGUUGUCUGGACCUGCACGUGUGGAAGCCAUGUUUUCUCACAGUCCUGGAGCAUCGGAGGGUGGCGGAGUAGGGGGCGGGGCUUGCUUACUGCACUUCCUGCCUGGUGACAACAUCACCCUGCUCAUCUCUGAGCCCAGAGACGGGUGGCACUACGGUCAGAAUGAGCGUACUGGACGGAAAGGCUGGUUCCCUUUCUCCUACACUCAGCCACACCACAGCAAGAUCGAUCACUUCGGGAGCUCGCUCUUCUUAUCUAAAGCUAACAGCACUAGUACCGGCCAGCUCGACAAGCUGGUGUCUCCAGGUCUGCCAGCGCUCACCCCAGAGUCGGAGGAGGAGUGUUCCCUUCCUCCCCAGAGGGUCAGCACCUUCCGCCCGCGCCCGUACAGCAUGGCCGACAGCAACAAGAUCACCUCAGAAUUGGCUUCUCCACCACCUUCUCCAACCAGGCCCAAUCCAUUUGCGCACGUACGACUCAGAAAAACCGUCACCAACGAUCGCUCAGCUCCCAUCAUUGAGUAAGUGGUUGAUUCCACCGGUGAUGAUCCAGUUUUCUGUUCUCUGUCAGUUCAUCAAGCCUCAGGUCCAGUCCUGGAAAUGGCACAUUGGUUCAUAUUGACUCUUUUGAAUACUAUUUUACUCUGAAUGUUUUUUUAAAUUCAAUUUAAACAAAUACAGAUUGUGUUUCAUGUGCAGGAACAGAACAUUUUAAAAUCAAAGUAUAAAAGGCUCAUGUGUAAAGGCUGAUUGGUUAUAAAUAUGAUCACAGUUCAUUCACCGUUAAAGUAGUUAAUAGGAGAAAUUAGAAACAGGACUAUUGUGAUAACUGAAAGUCCAGUUUGAGUGAAAUAUGGGCAUUAAAAUAA